This is a messenger RNA of Necator americanus (New World hookworm), 25812 nucleotides long. RefSeq lists its product as uncharacterized. Bases 1 to 25812 code for a protein of 8603 amino acids. The record is from RefSeq and is a predicted model, not a curated record. The transcript has 298 exons. Lineage: Eukaryota; Metazoa; Nematoda; Chromadorea; Rhabditida; Ancylostomatidae.
AUGCCUGCUGCGGGAGCACAACAGCGACAGUCCGUUCGUUGGUCGCUUGGUAGAGUCAUCCCAGGUGGGCCAACUUCUUCCCAACAUCUUCAUGAUGCAGGAUUGCCCUUACCCAUUGAAGGAGGCAUUUACGAUUCUUCGCCUAUGACCAAAGAUGAAUUCAUAGUCAGCGGUUCACAAGGAAGGAACCUUGGACAUGUGACGCCCCCAUUCCCAGGUCAGCCCAAUGUUGGGGGACAAGGAACAGUACAUGUGACGCCCCCAUUCCCAGGUCAGCCCAAUGUUGGGGGACAAGGAACAGUACAUGUGACGCCCCCGUACCCAGGUCAGCCCAAUGUUGGGGGACAAGGAACAGUACAUGUGACGCCGCCAUCAAACUGUCAACCUAGUGUUAGGGGAGAAGAUAGUGGUAAGGAGCAUCUCACUCCUCAACAGUCAGCUGAAAUAAACCCAAUGUUUUUAGGGCAUGUGAGGCCGCCAUCCCCUGGUCAGCCCAGUGAUGGGAGACAAGUUAGUGGACAUGUGAUGCCGCCAUCCCCUGGUCAGCCCGAUGUUAAUGGACACGCUAGCGGUAAGGAGUAUCCCACUCCUCAACAGUCACCUGAAAUAAACCCAAUGUUUUUAGGACAUGUGAUGCCUCCAUCCUCUGGUCAGCCCAGUGUUGGGGGACACGCUAGUGGACAUGUGAUGCCGCCAUUCCCUGGUCAGCCCGAUGUUAAUGGACACGCUAGCGGACAUGUGAUGCCGCCAUUCCCUGGUCAGCCCGAUGCUAGGGGACACGCUAGUGGACAUGUGAUGCCGCCAUUCCCUGGUCAGCCCGAUGCUAGAGGACACGCUAGUGGACAUGUGAGGCCGCCAUCCCCUGGUCAGCCCGAUGUUAAUGGACACGCUAGCGGUAAGGAGUAUCCCACUCCUCAACAGUCAGCUGAAAUAAACCCAAUGUUUUUAGGACAUGUGAGGCCGCCAUCCCCUGGUCAGCCCGAUGUUAAUGGACACGCUAGCGGACAUGUGAUGCCGCCAUUCCCUGGUCAGCCCGAUGCUAGGGGACACGCUAGUGGACAUGUGAUGCCGCCAUUCCCUGGUCAGCCCGAUGCUAGGGGACACGCUAGUGGACAUGUGACGCCGCCAUCCUCUGGUCAGCCCAGUGUUGGGGAACAAGUUAGUGGACAUGUGAUGCCGCCAUUCCCUGGUCAGCCCGAUGCUAGGGGACACGCUAGUGGACAUGUGACGCCGCCAUCCUCUGGUCAGCCCGAUGUUAAUGGACACGCUAGCGGUAAGGAGUAUCCCACUCCUCACAGUCCAACCCCUCAACAGUCAGCUGAAAUGAACCCAAAGUUUUUAGGACAUGUGAGGCCGCCAUCCCUGGUCAGCCCGAUGUUAAUGGACACGCUAGCGGUAAGGUAUCCCACUCCUCAACAGUCAGCUGAAAUGAACCCAAAGUUUUUAGGACAUGUGAGGCCGCCAUCCCCUGGUCAGCCCGAUGUUAAUGGACACGCUAGCGGUAAGGAGUAUCCCACUCCUCAACAGUCAGCUGAAAUGAACCCAAAGUUUUUAGGACAUGUGAGGCCGCCAUCCCCUGGUCAGCCCGAUGUUAAUGGACACGCUAGCGGUAAGGAGUAUCCCACUCCUCAACAGUCAGCUGAAAUGAACCCAAAGUUUUUAGGACAUGUGAGGCCGCCAUCCCCUGGUCAGCCCGAUGUUAAUGGACACGCUAGCGGUAAGGAGUAUCCCACUCCUCAACAGUCAGCUGAAAUGAACCCAAAGUUUUUAGGACAUGUGAGGCCGCCAUCCUCUGGUCAGCCCAGUGAUGGGAGACAAGUUAGUGGACAUGUGACGCCGCCAUCCUCUGGUCAGCCCGAUGUUAAUGGACACGCUAGCGGAAAUGUGACGCCGCCAUCCCCUGGUCAGCCCGAUGUUAAUGGACACGCUAGCGGUAAGGAGUAUCCCACUCCUCAACAGUCAGCUGAAAUGAACCCAAAGUUUUUAGGACAUGUGAGGCCGCCAUCCCCUGGUCAGCCCGAUGUUAAUGGACACGCUAGCGGACAUGUGAGGCCGCCAUCCUCUGGUCAGCCCAGUGAUGGGAGACAAGUUAGUGGACAUGUGAGGCCGCCAUCCCCUGGUCAGCCCGAUGUUAAUGGACACGCUAGCGGUAAGGAGUAUCCCACUCCUCAACAGUCAGCUGAAAUGAACCCAAAGUUUUUAGGACAUGUGAGGCCGCCAUCCCCUGGUCAGCCCGAUGUUAAUGGACACGCUAGCGGUAAGGAGUAUCCCACUCCUCAACAGUCAGCUGAAAUGAACCCAAAGUUUUUAGGACAUGUGAUGCCGCCAUCCUCUGGUCAGCCCAGUGUUGGGGGACAAGUUAGUGGACAUGUGAUGCCGCCAUUCCCUGGUCAGCCCGAUGCUAGGGGACACGCUAGCGGUAAGGAGUAUCCCACUCCUCAACAGUCAGCUGAAAUGAACCCAAUGUUUUUAGGACAUGUGAUGCCGCCAUCCUCUGAUCAGCCCAGUGAUGGGAGACAAGUUAGUGGACAUGUGAUGCCGCCAUCCUCUGAUCAGCCCAUUGAUGGGAGACAAGUUAGUGGACAUGUGAUGCCUCCAUCCUCUGGUCAGCCCAGUGUUGGGGGACAAGUUAGUGGACAUGUGAUGCCGCCAUCCCCUGGUCAGCCCGAUGUUAAUGGACACGCUAGCGGACAUGUGAUGCCGCCAUUCCCUGGUCAGCCCGAUGCUAGGGGACACGCUAGUGGACAUGUGAGGCCGCCAUCCUCUGGUCAGCCCAGUGUUGGGGGACACGCUAGUGGACAUGUGACGCCGCCAUCCUCUGGUCAGCCCGAUGUUAAUGGACACGCUAGCGGACAUGUGAUGCCGCCAUUCCCUGGUCAGCCCGAUGCUAGGGGACACGCUAGUGGACAUGUGAUGCCGCCAUCCUCUGGUCAGCCCAGUGAUGGGAGACAAGUUAGUGGACAUGUGACGCCGCCAUCCUCUGGUCAGCCCGAUGUCAAUGGACACGCUAGCGGCCGCCAUCCUGUUAAUAACGCUAUAGAACCCCAACAGUCACUGAAUGUAACAUUAGCCGCCAUCCCUGGUCAGCCCGAUGUGAAUGGACACGCUAGCGGACAUGUGAGGCCGCCAUCCCCUGGUCAGCCCGAUGUUAAUGGACACGCUAGCGGUAAGGAGUAUCCCACUCCUCAACAGUCAGCUGAAAUGAACCCAAAGUUUUUAGGACAUGUGAGGCCGCCAUCCCCUGGUCAGCCCAGUGAUGGGAGACAAGUUAGUGGACAUGUGAGGCCGCCAUCCUCUGGUCAGCCCAGUGAUGGGAGACAAGUUAGUGGACAUGUGAGGCCGCCAUCCCCUGGUCAGCCCGAUGUUAAUGGACACGCUAGCGGUAAGGAGUAUCUCACUCCUCAACAGUCAGCUGAAAUGAACCCAAUGUUUUUAGGACAUGUGAUGCCGCCAUCCCCUGGUCAGCCCGAUGUUAAUGGACACGCUAGCGGACAUGUGAUGCCGCCAUCCUCUGGUCAGCCCAGUGUUGGGGGACAAGUUAGUGGUAAGGAGCAUCUCACUCCUCAACAGUCAGCUGAAAUGAACCCAAAGUUUUUAGGACAUGUGAGGCCGCCAUCCUCUGGUCAGCCCAGUGUUGGGGGACACGCUAGUGGACAUGUGACGCCGCCAUCCUCUGGUCAGCCCGAUGUUAAUGGACACGCUAGCGGUAAGGAGUAUCCCACUCCUCAACAGUCAGCUGAAAUGAACCCAAAGUUUUUAGGACAUGUGAUGCCGCCAUCCUCUGGUCAGCCCAGUGUUGGGGGACACGCUAGUGGACAUGUGAUGCCGCCAUCCUCUGGUCAGCCCAGUGUUGGGGGACAAGUUAGUGGACAUGUGAUGCCGCCAUUCCCUGGUCAGCCCGAUGCUAGGGGACACGCUAGCGGACAUGUGAUGCCGCCAUUCCCUGGUCAGCCCGAUGCUAGGGGACACGCUAGUGGACAUGUGAGGCCGCCAUCCUCUGGUCAGCCCAGUGUUGGGGGACACGCUAGUGGACAUGUGAUGCCGCCAUCCUCUGGUCAGCCCAGUGUUGGGGGACACGCUAGUGGACAUGUGACGCCGCCAUCCUCUGGUCAGCCCGAUGUUAAUGGACACGCUAGCGGACAUGUGAGGCCGCCAUCCUCUGGUCAGCCCAGUGAUGGGAGACAAGUUAGUGGACAUGUGAGGCCGCCAUCCCCUGGUCAGCCCGAUGUCAAUGGACACGCUAGCGGUAAGGAGCAUCUCACUCCUCAACAGUCAGCUGAAAUGAACCCAAAGUUUUUAGGACAUGUGAGGCCGCCAUCCCCUGGUCAGCCCGAUGUUAAUGGACACGCUAGCGGACAUGUGAUGCCGCCAUCCUCUGGUCAGCCCAGUGUUGGGGGACAAGUUAGUGGUAAGGAGCAUCUCACUCCUCAACAGUCAGCUGAAAUGAACCCAAAGUUUUUAGGACAUGUGAGGCCGCCAUCCUCUGGUCAACCCAGUGUUGGGGGACACGCUAGUGGACAUGUGACGCCGCCAUCCUCUGGUCAGCCCGAUGUUAAUGGACACGCUAGCGGACAUGUGAUGCCUCCAUCCUCUGGUCAGCCCAGGGUUGGGGGACACGCUAGUGGACAUGUGACGCCGCCAUCCUCUGGUCAGCCCGAUGUUAAUGGACACGCUAGCGGUAAGGAGUAUCCCACUCCUCAACAGUCAGCUGAAAUGAACCCAAAGUAUUUAGGACAUGUGAGGCCGCCAUCCCCUGGUCAGCCCAGUGAUGGGAGACAAGUUAGUGGACAUGUGAUGCCGCCAUCCCCUGGUCAGCCCGAUGUUAAUGGACACGCUAGCGGUAAGGAGUAUCCCACUCCUCAACAGUCACCUGAAAUAAACCCAAUGUUUUUAGGACAUGUGAUGCCGCCAUCCUCUGAUCAGCCCAGUGAUGGGAGACAAGUUAGUGGACAUGUGAUGCCGCCAUCCUCUGAUCAGCCCAGUUGUUGGGGGACAAGACAUGUGAUGCCUCCAUCCUCUGGUCAGCCCAGUGUUGGGGGACAAGUUAGUGGACAUGUGAUGCCGCCAUCCCCUGGUCUGCCCGAUGUUAAUGGACACGCUAGCGGUAAGGAGUAUCCCACUCCUCAACAGUCAGCUGAAAUGAACCCAAAGUUUUUAGGACAUGUGAGGCCGCCAUCCCCUGGUCAGCCCAGUGAUGGGGGACAAGUUAGUGGACAUGUGACGCCGCCAUCCUCUGAUCAGCCCAGUGUUGGGGGACAAGUUAGUGGACAUGUGACGCCGCCAUCCUCUGGUCAGCCCGAUGUUAAUGGACACGCUAGCGGUAAGGAGUAUCCCACUCCUCAACAGUCAGCUGAAAUAAACCCAAAGUUUUUAGGACAUGUGAGGCCGCCAUCCCCUGGUCAGCCCUGUGUUGGGGGACACGCUAGUGGACAUGUGAUGCCGCCAUCCUCUGGUCAGCCCGAUGUUGGGGGACACGCUAGUGGACAUGUGAUGCCGCCAUCCUCUGGUCAGCCCAGUGUUGGGGGACAAGUUAGUGGACAUGUGAUGCCGCCAUCCUCUGGUCAGCCCGAUGUUAAUGGACACGCUAGUGGACAUGUGAUGCCGCCAUCCUCUGAUCAGCCCAGUGAUGGGAGACAAGUUAGUGGUAAGGAGCAUCUCUCUCCUCAACAGUCAGCUGAAAUAAACCCAAUGUUUUUAGGACAUGUGAUGCCGCCAUCCUCUGAUCAGCCCAUUGAUGGGAGACAAGUUAGUGGACAUGUGAUGCCUCCAUCCUCUGGUCAGCCCAGUGUUGGGGGACAAGUUAGUGGACAUGUGAUGCCGCCAUCCCCUGGUCUGCCCGAUGUUAAUGGACACGCUAGCGGUAAGGAGUAUCCCACUCCUCAACAGUCAGCUGAAAUGAACCCAAAGUUUUUAGGACAUGUGAGGCCGCCAUCCCCUGGUCAGCCCAGUGAUGGGAGACAAGUUAGUGGACAUGUGAUGCCGCCAUCCUCUGGUCAGCCCAGUGAUGGGAGACAAGUUAGUGGACAUGUGACGCCGCCAUCCUCUGGUCAGCCCGAUGUUAAUGGACACGCUAGCGGUAAGGAGUAUCCCACUCCUCAACAGUCAGCUGAAAUAAACCCAAUGUUUUUAGGACAUGUGAGGCCGCCAUCCUCUGGUCAGCCCAGUGUUGGGGGACACGCUAGUGGACAUGUGAUGCCGCCAUCCUCUGGUCAGCCCGAUGUUAAUGGACACGCUAGUGGACAUGUGAUGCCGCCAUCCUCUGGUCAGCCCAGUGUUGGGGGACAAGUUAGUGGACAUGUGAUGCCGCCAUCCUCUGGUCAGCCCGAUGUUAAUGGACACGCUAGUGGACAUGUGAUGCCGCCAUCCUCUGGUCAGCCCAGUGUUGGGGGACAAGACAUGGUGAUGCCGCCAUCCCCUGGUCAGCCAUGUUGGGGACACGCUAGUGGACAUGUGAUGCCGCCAUCCUCUGGUCAGCCCAGUGUUGGGGGACAAGUUAGUGGUAAGGAGUAUCUCACUCCUCAACAGUCAGCUGAAAUGAACACUCAAUUUUUAGGACAUGUGAUGCCGCCAUCCCCUGGUCAGCCCAGAUGUUGGGGGACACGACAUGUGAUGCCGCCAUCCUCUGGUCAGCCCAGUGUUGGGGGACAAGUUAGUGGACAUGUGAUGCCGCCAUCCUCUGGUCAGCCCAGUGAUGGGGGAGAAGAUAAUGGACAUGUGAGGCCGCCAUCCUCUGAUCAGCCCAGUGAUGGGGGAGAAGAUAGCGGACAUGUGAUGCCGCCAUUCCCUGGUCAGCCCGAUGUUAGGGGACACGCUACUGGACAUGUGAUGCCGCCAUUCCCUGGUCAGCCCGAUGUUAGGGGACACGCUACUGGACAUGUGAUGCCGCCAUUCCCUGGUCAGCCCAGUGAUGGUAAUGGACACGCUAGUGGACAUGUGAUGCCGCCAUCCCCUGGUCAGCCCAGUGUUAGGGGACACGCUAGUGGACAUGUGAUGCCGCCAUCCUCUGGUCAGCCCAUUGUUGGGGGACACGCUAGUGGACAUGUGAUGCCGCCAUUCCCUGGUCAGCCCGAUGUUAGGGGACACGCUAGUGGACAUGUGAGGCCGCCAUCCUCUGAUCAGCCCAGUGUUGGGGGACAAGUUAGUGGACAUGUGAUGCCGCCAUCCUCUGGUCAGCCCAGUGUUGGGGGAGAAGACAGUGGUAAGGAGUAUCCCACUCCUCAACAGUCACCUGAAAUAAACCCAAAGUAUUUAGGACAUGUGACGCCGCCAUCCUCUGGUCAGCCCGAUGUUAGGGGACACGCUAGUGGACAUGUGAGGCCGCCAUCCUCUGAUCAGCCCAGUGUUGGGGGACAAGUUAGUGGUAAGGAGCAUCGCACUCCUCAACAGUCAGCUGAAAUAAACCUAAAGUUUUUAGGACAUGUGACGCCGCCAUCCUCUGAUCAGCCCAGUGUUGGGGGACACGCUAGUGGACAUGUGAUGCCGCCAUCCUCUGGUCAGCCCAGUGAUGGGGGAGAAGAUAAUGGACAUGUGAUGCCACCAUCCUCUGGUCAGCCCAGUGAUGGGGGACACGCUAGCGGACAUGUGACGCCGCCAUCCCCUGGUCAGCCCGAUGUUAAUGGACACGCUAGCGGACAUGUGAGGCCGCCAUCCUCUGGUCAGCCCAGUGAUGGGGGAGAAGAUAGCGGACAUGUGAUGCCGCCAUCCUCUGGUCAGCCCAGUGAUGGGGGAGAAGAUAGAGGUAAGGAGUAUCCCACUCCUCAACAGUCACCUGAAAUAAACCCAAAGUAUUUAGGACAUGUGACGCCGCCAUCCUCUGGUCAGCCCAGUGUUGGGGGACACGCUAGUGGACAUGUGAUGCCGCCAUUCCCUGGUCAGCCCGAUGUUAGGGGACACGCUAGUGGACAUGUGAUGCCGCCAUCCCCUGGUCAGCCCGAUGUUAGGGGACACGCUAGCGGACAUGUGACGCCGCCAUCCUCUGGUCACCCCGAUGAUAAUGGACACGCUAGCGGUAAGGAGUAUCUCACUCCUCAACAGUCACCUGAAAUAAACCCAAUGUUUUUAGGACAUGUGAGGCCGCCAUCCUCUGGUCAGCCCGAUGAUAAUGGACACGCUAGCGGACAUGUGACGCCGCCAUCCCCUGGUCAGCCAUGUUGGGGGACAGUUAGCGGAAAUGUGAUGCCGCCAUUCCCUGGUCAGCCCGAUGUUAGGGGACACGCUAGUGGACAUGUGAUGCCGCCAUCCUCUGGUCAGCCCAGUGUUGGGGGAGAAGAUAGUGGAAAUGUGAUGCCGCCAUUCCCUGGUCAGCCCGAUGUUAGGGGACACGCUAGUGGACAUGUGAGGCCGCCAUCCUCUGAUCAGCCCAGUGUUGGGGGAGAAGAUAGUGGACAUGUGAUGCCGCCAUUCCCUGGUCAGCCCGAUGUUAGGGGACACGCUAGUGGACAUGUGAGGCCGCCAUCCUCUGGUCAGCCCAGUGUUGGGGGAAGACAGUGGACAUGUGAUGCCGCCAUCCCCUGGUCAGCCAGUGUUGUGGGGACAGUAGUGCCCGAUGUUAGGGGACACGCUAGUGGACAUGUGAGGCCGCCAUCCUCUGAUCAGCCCAGUGUUGGGGGAGAAGAUAGUGGACAUGUGACGCCGCCAUCCUCUGGUCAGCCCGAUGAUAAUGGAGACGCUAGCGGACAUGUGAUGCCGCCAUUCCCUGGACAUGUGAUGCCGCCAUUCCCUGGUCAGCCCGAUGUUAGGGGACACGCUAGUGGACAUGUGAUGCCGCCAUUCCCUGGUCAGCCCGAUGUUAGGGGACACGCUAGUGGACAUGUGAUGCCGCCAUCCUCUGGUCAGCCCAGUGUUGGGGGAGAAGAUAGUGGAAAUGUGACGCCUCCAUCCUCUGGUCAGCCCAGUGUUGGGGGACACGCUAGCGGUAAGGAGUAUCCCACUCCUCAACAGUCACCUGAAAUAAACCCAAUGUUUUUAGGACAUGUGAUGCCGCCAUUCCCUGGUCAGCCCGAUGUUAGGGGACACGCUAGUGGACAUGUGAAGCCGCCAUCCUCUGAUCAGCCCAGUGUUGGGGGAGAAGAUAGUGGACAUGUGACGCCGCCAUCCUCUGGUCAGCCCGAUGUUAACGGACACGCUAGCGGUAAGGAGUAUCCCACUCCUCAACAGUCAGUUGAAAUGAACCCAAAGUUUUUAGGACAUGUGAGGCCGCCAUCCUCUGGUCAACCCAGUGUUGUGGGACACGCUAGUGGACAUGUGAUGCCGCCAUCCCCUGGUCAGCCCAGUGUUGGGGGACAAGGAACAGGCAAGGGUUAUCUCAUUCAUUCCUACAUACACGAAAUAAACACAAAAUUUAGAGGAUAUGUGACAGCGCCAUCCCCUGGUCAGCUCAGUGUUGGGGAACAAGUUAGUGUUAAGGGGUGUUUCACUCCUCAACUGUCCCCUGAAAUAGACACCAAAUUCUAUGGACAUGAGAAGUCUAGACAUGUGAUGCCGCCAUCCCCUGGUCAGCCCGAUGUUAAUGGACACGCUAGCGGUAAGGAGUAUCCCACUCCUCACAGACAUGUGAGGCCGCCAUCCUCUGGUCAGCCCAGUGUUGGGGGACACGCUAGUGGACAUGUGAUGCCGCCAUCCUCUGGCCAGCCCGAUGUUAGGGGACACGCUAGUGGACAUGUGAUGCCGCCAUCCUCUGGACAUGUGACGCCGCCAUCCUCUGGUCAGCCCGAUGUUAAUGGACACGCUAGCGGUAAGGAGUAUCUCACUCCUCAACAGUCAGCUGAAAUGAACCCAAUGUUUUUAGGACAUGUGAUGCCGCCAUCCCCUGGUCAGCCCAGUGUUGGGGGACAAGAUAGUGGACAUGUGAUGCCGCCAUCCUCUGGUCAGCCCGAUGUUAAUGGACACGCUAGAGGUAAGGAGUAUCCCACUCCUCAACAGUCAGCUGAAAUGAACACCAAUGUUUUAGGACAUGUGAUGCCGCCAUCCCCUGGUCAGCCCGGUGUUGGGGGACAUGGUGGACAUGUGAUGCCGCCAUCCUCUGGUCAGCCCAGUGUUGGGGGACAAGUUAGUGGACAUGUGAUGCCGCCAUCCUCUGGUCAGCCCGAUGUUAAUGGACACGCUAGCGGACAUGUGAGGCCGCCAUCCUCUGGUCAGCCCAGUGUUGGGGGACACGCUAGUGGACAUGUGAUGCCGCCAUCCUCUGGUCAGCCCAGUGAUGGGAGACAAGUUAGUGGACAUGUGAUGCCGCCAUCCUCUGGUCAGCCCGAUGUUAAUGGACACGCUAGUGGUAAGGAGUAUUUCACUCCUCUACAGUCAGCUGAAAUGAACGCAAAGUAUUUAGGACAUGUGACGCCGCCAUCCUCUGGUCACCCCGAUGAUAAUGGACACGCUAGUGGACAUGUGACGCCGCCAUCCUCUGGUCACCCCGAUGAUAAUGGACACGCUAGUGGACAUGUGAUGCCGCCAUCCUCUGGUCAGCCCAGUGUUGGGGGAGAAGAUAGUGGACAUGUGAUGCCGCCAUUCCCUGGUCAGCCAGAUGUUAGGGGACACGCUAGUGGACAUGUGAUGCCGCCAUUCCCUGGUCAGCCCGAUGUUAGGGGACACGCUAGUGGACAUGUGAGGCCGCCAUCCCCUGGUCAGCCCGAUGUUAAUGGACACGCUAGCGGACAUGUGAUGCCGCCAUCCUCUGGUCAGCCCAGUGUUGGGGGACAAGUUAGUGGUAAGGAGCAUCGCACUCCUCAACAGUCAGCUGAAAUGAACCCAAAGUUUUUAGGACAUGUGAGGCCGCCAUCCUCUGGUCAGCCCGAUGUUAAGGGACACGCUAGUGGACAUGUGAUGCCGCCAUCCUCUGGUCAGCCCAGUGUUAGGGGACACGCUAGUGGUAAGGAGUAUUUCACUCCUCAACAGUCACCUGAAAUAAACCCAAUGUUUUUAGGACAUGUGAUGCCGCCAUCCUCUGGUCAGCCCAGUGUUGGGGGACACGCUAGUGGACAUGUGAUGCCGCCAUCCUCUGGUCAGCCCGAUGUUAAGGGACACGCUAGCGGACAUGUGAUGCCGCCAUUCCCUGGUCAGCCUAGUGUUAGGGGACACGUUAGUGGACAUGUGAUGCCGCCAUUCCCUGGUCAGCUCAGUGUUGGGGGACAAGUUAGUGGACAUGUGAUGCCGCCAUUCCCUGGUCAGCCCGAUGUUAAGGGACACGCUAGCGGUAAGGAGUAUCUCACUCCUCAACAGUCAGCUGAAAUAAACCCAAAGUUUUUAGGACAUGUGAUGCCGCCAUCCUCUGGUCAGCCCAGUGUUAGGGGACACGCUAGUGGACAUGUGAGGCCGCCAUCCUCUGGUCAGCCCAGUGUUAAUGGGAGACAAGUUAGUGGACAUGUGAUGCCGCCAUCCUCUGGUCAGCCCGAUGUUAAGGGACACGCUAGGGUAAGGAGUAUCUCACUCCUCAACAGACAUGUGAGGCCGCCAUCCCCUGGUCAGCCCGAUGUUGAUGGGAGACAAGUUAGUGGACAUGUGAUGCCGCCAUCCUCUGGUCAGCCCAGUGUUGGGGGACAAGUUAGUGGACAUGUGAUGCCGCCAUCCCCUGGUCAGCCCGAUGUUAAUGGACACGCUAGCGGUAAGGAGUAUCCCACUCCUCAACAGUCAGCUGAAAUAAACCCAAAGUUUUUAGGACAUGUGAGGCCGCCAUCCUCUGGUCAGCCCAGUGUUGGGGGACACGCUAGUGGACAUGUGAUGCCGCCAUCCUCUGGUCAGCCCAGUGUUGGGGGACACGCUAGUGGUAAGGAGCAUUUCACUCCUCAACAGUCAGCUGAAAUGAAAUCAAUGUUUUUAGGACAUGUGAUGCCGCCAUCCUCUGGUCAGCCCAGUGUUGGGGGACAAGUUAGUGGACAUGUGAUGCCGCCAUUCCCUGGUCAGCCCGAUGUUAAUGGACACGCUAGCGGUAAGGAGUAUCCCACUCCUCAACAGUCAGCUGAAAUGAACCCAAAGUUUUUAGGACAUGUGAGGCCGCCAUCCUCUGAUCAGCCCAGUGUUGGGGGAGAAGAUAGUGGACAUGUGAUGCCGCCAUCCUCUGGUCAGCCCAGUGAUGGGAGACAAGUUAGUGGACAUGUGAUGCCGCCAUUCCCUGGUCAGCCCGAUGCUAGGGGACACGCUAGUAGGACAUGUGAUGCCGCCAUCCCUCUGGUCAGCCCGAUGUUAUGGGGACACGCUAGUGGACAUGUGAUGCCGCCAUCCUCUGGUCAGCCCGAUGUUGGGGGACACGCUAGUGGACAUGUGACGCCGCCAUCCUCUGAUCAGCCCAGUGUUGGGGGACAAGCUAGUGGACAUGUGAUGCCGCCAUCCUCUGGUCAGCCCAGUGAUGGGGGAGAAGAUAAUGGUAAGGAGUAUUUCACUCCUCAACAGUCAGCUGAAAUGAACCCAAAGUUUUUAGGACAUGUGAGGCCGCCAUCCUCUGGUCAGCCCGAUGUUAGGGGACAAGUUAGUGGACAUGUGAUGCCGCCAUUCCCUGGUCAGCCCGAUGUUAGGGGACACGCUAGUGGACAUGUGACGCCGCCAUCCUCUGGUCAGCCCGAUGUUAAUGGACACGCUAGCGGUAAGGAGUAUCCCACUCCUCAACAGUCAGCUGAAAUAAACCCAAUGUUUUUAGGACAUGUGAGGCCGCCAUCCUCUGGUCAGCCCAGUGUUGGGGGACACGCUAGUGGACAUGUGAUGCCGCCAUCCUCUGGUCAGCCCGAUGUUAAUGGACACGCUAGUGGACAUGUGAUGCCGCCAUCCUCUGGUCAGCCCAGUGUUGGGGGACAAGUUAGUGGUAAGGAGCAUCUCACUCCUCAACAGUCAGCUGAAAUAAACACUCAAUUUUUAAGGACAUGUGAUGCCGCCAUCCUCUGGUCAGCCCAUGUAUGUGGGGGACACGCUAGUGGACAUGUGAUGCCGCCAUCCUCUGGUCAGCCCAGUGUUGGGGGACAAGUUAGUGGACAUGUGAUGCCGCCAUUCCCUGGUCAGCCCGAUGUUAAUGGACACGCUAGCGGUAAGGAGUAUCCCACUCCUCAACAGUCAGCUGAAAUGAACCCAAAGUUUUUAGGACAUGUGAGGCCGCCAUCCCCUGGUCAGCCCAGUGAUGGGAGACAAGUUAGUGGACAUGUGAUGCCGCCAUCCUCUGGUCAGCCCAGUGUUGGGGGACAAGUUAGUGGACAUGUGAUGCCGCCAUCCCCUGGUCAGCCCAGUGAUGGGGGAGAAGAUAGCGGUAAGGAGUAUCCCACUCCUCAACAGCCACCUGAAAUAAACCCAAAGUUUUUAGGACAUGUGAUGCCGCCAUCCUCUGGUCAGCCCAGUGUUGGGGGACACGCUAGUGGACAUGUGACGCCGCCAUCCUCUGGUCACCCCGAUGAUAAUGGACACGCUAGCGGACAUGUGAUGCCGCCAUUCCCUGGUCAGCCCGAUGUUAGGGGACACGCUAGUGGACAUGUGAUGCCGCCAUUCCCUGGUCAGCCCGAUGUUAGGGGACACGCUAGUGGACAUGUGAUGCCUCCAUCCUCUGGUCAGCCCAGUGUUGGGGGACAAGCUAGUGGACAUGUGAUGCCGCCAUCCACUGGACAUGUGAUGCCGCCAUCCUCUGGUCAGCCCAGUGUUGGGGGACACGCUAGUGGACAUGUGAGGCCGCCAUCCUCUGGUCAGCCCAGUGUUGGGGGACACGCUAGUGGACAUGUGAUGCCGCCAUCCUCUGGUCAGCCCGAUGUUAGGGGACACGCUAGUGGACAUGUGAUGCCGCCAUCCCCUGGUCAGCCCGAUGUUAAUGGACACGCUAGCGGUAAGGAGUAUCCCACUCCUCAACAGUCAGCUGAAAUGAAACCCAAACCAUCCUCUGGUCAGCCCGAUGUUGAGGGACACGCUAGUGGACAUGUGAUGCCGCCAUCCUCUGGUCAGCCCGAUGUUAAUGGACACGCUAGUGGUAAGGAGUAUCCCACUCCUCAACAGUCAGCUGAAAUGAACCCAAAGUUUUUAGGACAUGUGAUGCCGCCAUCCUCUGGUCAGCCCAGUGUUGGGGGACAAGUUAGUGGACAUGUGAUGCCGCCAUCCUCUGAUCAGCCCAGUGUUGGGGGACACGCUAGUGGACAUGUGAUGCCGCCAUCCUCUGGUCAGCCCAGUGUUGGGGGACAAGUUAGUGGACAUGUGAUGCCGCCAUUCCCUGGUCAGCCCGAUGUUAAUGGACACGCUAGCGGUAAGGAGUAUCCCACUCCUCAACAGUCAGCUGAAAUGAACCCAAAGUUUUUAGGACAUGUGAGGCCGCCAUCCCCUGGUCAGCCCAGUGUUGGGGGACAAGUUAGUGGACAUGUGAUGCCGCCAUCCUCUGGUCAGCCCAGUGUUGGGGGACACGCUAGUGGACAUGUGAUGCCGCCAUCCUCUGGUCAGCCCAGUGUUGGGGGACACGCUAGUGGACAUGUGAUGCCGCCAUCCUCUGGUCAGCCCAGUGUUGGGGGACAAGUUAGUGGACAUGUGAUGCCGCCAUCCCCUGGUCAGCCCGAUGUUAAUGGACACGCUAGCGGUAAGGAGUAUCCCACUCCUCAACAGUCAGCUGAAAUGAACCCAAAGUUUUUAGGACAUGUGAGGCCGCCAUCCUCUGGUCAGCCCAGUGAUGGGGGAGAAGAUAAUGGACAUGUGAUGCCGCCAUCCUCUGGUCAGCCCAGUGUUAUGGACACGCUAGUGGUAAGACAUGUGAUGCCGCCAUCCUCUGGUCAGCCCAGUGUUAGGGGACAAGUUAGUGGUAAGGAGUAUCUCACUCCUCAACAGACAUGUGAGCCCAUCCCUGGUCAGCCCAGUGUUGGGGGACAAGUUAGUGGACAUGUGAUGCCGCCAUUCCCUGGUCAGCCAGAUGUUAGGGGACACGCUAGUGGUAAGGAGUAUUUCACUCCUCAACAGUCAGCUGAAAUGAACCCAAAGUUUUUAGGACAUGUGAUGCCGCCAUCCUCUGGUCAGCCCAGUGUUGGGGGACAAGUUAGUGGACAUGUGAUGCCGCCAUUCCCUGGUCAGCCCGAUGUUAGGGGACACGCUAGUGGACAUGUGAUGCCGCCAUUCCCUGGUCAGCUCAGUGUUGGGGGACAAGUUAGUGGACAUGUGAUGCCGCCAUCCUCUGGCCAGCCCGAUGUUAGGGGACACGCUAGUGGACAUGUGAGGCCGCCAUCCUCUGGUCAGCACAGUGUUGGGGGACACGCUAGUGGUAAGGAGUAUCUCACUCCUCAACAGUCUGCUGAAAUAAACCCAAUGUUUUUAGGACAUGUGAUGCCGCCAUUCCCUGGUCAGCCCAGUGUUGGGGGACACGCUAGUGGACAUGUGAUGCCGCCAUCCUCUGGUCAGCCCGAUGUUAAUGGACAAGUUAGUGGACAUGUGAUGCCGCCAUCCACUGGUCAGCCCAGUGUUGGGGGACACGCUAGUGGACAUGUGAGGCCGCCAUCCUCUGGUCAGCCCGAUGUUAAUGGGGACACGCUAGCGGUAAGUAGUAUCUCACUCCUCAACAGACAUGUGACGCCGCCAUCCUCUGGUCAGCCCGAUGUUAAUGGACACGCUAGUGGACAUGUGAUGCCGCCAUCCUCUGGUCAGCCCGAUGUUAAUGGACACGCUAGUGGACAUGUGAUGCCGCCAUCCUCUGGUCACCCCGAUGAUAAUGGACGCGCUAGCGGACAUGUGAUGCCGCCAUCCUCUGGUCAGCCCAGUGAUGGGGGAGAAGAUAGCGGACAUGUGAUGCCGCCAUCCUCUGGUCAGCCCGAUGUUAAUGGACACGCUAGACAUGUGAUGCCGCCAUCCUCUGGUCAGCCCAGUGAUGGGAGACAAGUUAGUGGACAUGUGAUGCCGCCAUCCUCUGGACAUGUGAUGCCGCCAUCCCCUGGUCAGCCCGAUGUUAAGGGACACGCUAGUGGACAUGUGAGGCCGCCAUCCCCUGGUCAGCCCAGUGAUGGGAGACAAGUUAGUGGACAUGUGAUGCCGCCAUCCUCUGGUCAGCCCAGUGUUGGGGGACAAGUUAGUGGACAUGUGAUGCCGCCAUUCCCUGGUCAGCCCGAUGCUAGGGGACACGCUAGUGGACAUGUGAGGCCGCCAUCCCCUAGUCAGCCCAGUGAUGGGAGACAAGUUAGUGGACAUGUGAUGCCGCCAUUCCCUGGUCAGCCCGAUGUUAGGGGACACGCUAGUGGACAUGUGAGGCCGCCAUCCUCUGGUCAGCCAGAUGUUAGGGGACACGCUAGUGGACAUGUGAUGCCGCCAUCCUCUGGUCAGCCCAGUGUUGGGGGACAAGUUAGUGGUAAGGAGCAUCGCACUCCUCAACAGUCAGCUGAAAUGAACCCAAAGUUUUUAGGACAUGUGAUGCCGCCAUCCUCUGGACAUGUGAUGCCGCCAUUCCCUGGUCAGCCCAGUGUUGGGGGACACGCUAGUGGACAUGUGAUGCCGCCAUCCCCUGGUCAGCCCCAUGUUAAUGGACACGCUAGUGGUAAGGAGUAUCCCACUCCUCAACAGUCAGCUGAAAUGAACCCAAAGUUUUUAGGACAUGUGAUGCCGCCAUUCCCUGGUCAGCCAGAUGUUAGGGGACACGCUAGUGGACAUGUGAUGCCGCCAUCCUCUGGUCAGCCCAGUGUUGGGGGACACGCUAGUGGUAAGGAGAAUCUCACUCCUCAACAGUCAGCUGAAAUAAACCCAAAGUUUUUAGGACAUGUGACGCCGCCAUCCUCUGGUCAGCCCGAGUGUUGGGGGACAAGACAUGUGAUGCCGCCAUUCCCUGGUCAGCCAGAUGUUAGGGGACACGCUAGUGGUAAGGAGUAUCUCACUCCUCAACAGUCAGCUGAAAUGAACCCAAAGUUUUUAGGACAUGUGACGCCUCCAUCCUCUGGUCAGCCCAGUGUUGGGGGACACGCUAGUGGACAUGUGAUGCCGCCAUUCCCUGGUCAGCCCGAUGUUAGGGGACACGCUAGUGGACAUGUGACGCCGCCAUCCUCUGGUCACCCCGAUGUUAGGGGACACGCUAGUGGUAAGGAGUAUCUCACUCCUCAACAGUCAGCUGAAAUGAAAUCAAUGUUUUUAGGACAUGUGAUGCCGCCAUCCUCUGGCCAGCCCGAUGUUAGGGGACACGCUAGUGGACAUGUGAUGCCGCCAUCCUCUGGUCAGCCCAGUGUUAGGGGACACGCUAGUGGUAAGGAGUAUCUCACUCCUCAACAGUCAGCUGAAAUUAACACUCAAUUUUUAGGACAUGUGAUGCCGCCAUCCUCUGGUCAGCCCAGUGUUGGGGGACACGCUAGUGGACAUGUGAUGCCGCCAUCCUCUGGUCAGCCCGAUGUUGGGGGACACGCUAGUGGUAAGGAGUAUCUCACUCCUCAACAGUCAGCUGAAAUGAACCCAAAGUUUUUAGGACAUGUGAUGCCGCCAUCCUCUGGUCAGCCCAGUGAUGGGAGACAAGUUAGUGGACAUGUGAUGCCGCCAUCCUCUGGUCAGCCCAGUGUUGGGGGACACGUUAGUGGACAUGUGAUGCCGCCAUUCCCUGGUCAGCCCGAUGUUAAUGGACACGCUAGCGGUAAGGAGUAUCCCACUCCUCAACAGUCAGCUGAAAUGAACCCAAAGUUUUUAGGACAUGUGAGGCCGCCAUCCCCUGGUCAGCCCAGUGAUGGGAGACAAGUUAGUGGACAUGUGAUGCCGCCAUCCUCUGGUCAGCCCAGUGUUGGGGGACAAGUUAGUGGUAAGGAGUAUCUCACUCCUCAACAGUCAGCUGAAAUGAACACUCAAUUUUUAGGACAUGUGAUGCCGCCAUCCUCUGGUCAGCCCGAUGUUAAUGGACACGCUAGUGGACAUGUGAUGCCGCCAUUCCCUGGUCAGCCCGAUGCUAGGGGACACGCUAGCGGUAAGGAGUAUCCCACUCCUCAACAGUCAGCUGAAAUGAACCCAAAGUUUUUAGGACAUGUGAGGCCGCCAUCCCCUGGUCAGCCCAGUGUUGGGGGACAAGUUAGUGGACAUGUGACGCCGCCAUCCUCUGGUCAGCCCGAUGUUAGGGGACACGCUAGUGGACAUGUGAUGCCGCCAUCCUCUGGUCAGCCCAGUGUUGGGGGACACGCUAGUGGACAUGUGAUGCCGCCAUCCUCUGGCCAGCCCGAUGUUAGGGGACACGCUAGUGGACAUGUGAUGCCGCCAUCCUCUGGUCAGCCCAUUGUUGGGGGACACGCUAGUGGACAUGUGAUGCCGCCAUUCCCUGGUCAGCCCGAUGUUAGGGGACACGCUACUGGACAUGUGAUGCCGCCAUCCUCUGGUCAGCCCAGUGUUGGGGGACACGUUAGUGGUAAGGAGUAUCCCACUCCUCAACAGUCACCUGAAAUAAACCCAAAGUAUUUAGGACAUGUGACGCCGCCAUCCUCUGGUCAGCACAGUGUUGGGGGACACGCUAGUGGUAAGGAGUAUCUCACUCCUCAACAGUCAGCUGAAAUGAACCCAAAGUUUUUAGGACAUGUGACGCCGCCAUCCUCUGGUCACCCCGAUGAUAAUGGACACGCUAGUGUAGGACCCCGCCUAAAUUUUAAGGACAUGUUGCCAUUCCCUGGUCAGCCCGAUGUUUGGGGACACGCUAGUGGACAUGUGACGCCGCCAUCCUCUGAUCAGCCCAGUGUUGGGGGAGAAGAUAAUGGACAUGUGAUGCCGCCAUCCCCUGGUCAGCCCGAUGUUAAUGGACACGCUAGUGGUAAGGAGUAUCUCACUCCUCAACAGUCAGCUGAAAUAAACCCAAUGUUUUUAGGACAUGUGAGGCCGCCAUCCUCUGGUCAGCCCAGUGUUGGGGGACACGCUAGUGGACAUGUGAUGCCGCCAUCCUCUGGUCAGCCCGAUGUUAAUGGACACGCUAGUGGACAUGUGAUGCCGCCAUCCUCUGGUCAGCCCAGUGUUGGGGGACACGCUAGUGGACAUGUGAUGCCGCCAUCCUCUGGUCAGCCCGAUGUUAAUGGACACGCUAGUGGACAUGUGAUGCCGCCAUCCUCUGGUCAGCCCAGUGUUGGGGGACAAGUUAGUGGACAUGUGAUGCCGCCAUUCCCUGGUCAGCCCGAUGUUAGGGGACACGCUAGUGGACAUGUGAGGCCGCCAUCCCCUGGUCAGCCCAGUGAUGGGAGACAAGUUAGUGGACAUGUGAUGCCGCCAUCCUCUGGUCAGCCCAGUGAUGGGAGACAAGUUAGUGGACAUGUGAUGCCGCCAUUCCCUGGUCAGCCCGAUGCUAGGGGACACGCUAGUGGACAUGUGAGGCCGCCAUCCCCUGGUCAGCCCAGUGAUGGGAGACAAGUUAGUGGACAUGUGAUGCCGCCAUCCUCUGGUCAGCCCGAUGUUGGGGGACACGCUAGUGGACAUGUGAGGCCGCCAUCCCCUGGUCAGCCCGAUGUUAAGGGACACGCUAGCGGACAUGUGAGGCCGCCAUCCUCUGGUCAGCCCGAUGUUAGGGGACACGCUAGUGGACAUGUGACGCCGCCAUCCUCUGGUCAGCCCAGUGUUAAUGGACAAGCUAGUGGUAAGGAGCAUCCCACUCCUCAACAGUCACCUGAAAUAAACCUCAAGUUUUUAGGACAUGUGAUGCCGCCAUCCUCUGGUCAGCCCAGUGUUGGGGGACACGCUAGUGGACAUGUGACGCCGCCAUCCUCUGGUCACCCCGAUGAUAAUGGACACGCUAGUGGACAUGUGAUGCCGCCAUCCUCUGGUCAGCCCAGUGUUGGGGGACACGCUAGUGGUAAGGAGUAUCUCACUCCUCAACAGUCAGCUGAAAUGAACACUCAAUUUUUAGGACAUGUGAUGCCGCCAUCCCCUGGUCAGCCCGAUGUUAAUGGACACGCUAGUGGACAUGUGAUGCCGCCAUCCUCUGGUCAGCCCAGUGAUGGGGGAGAAGAUAAUGAUGUUGGGGGACACGCUAGUGGUAAGGAGUAUUUCACUCCUCAACAGUCAGCUGAAAUGAACCCAAAGUUUUUAGGACAUGUGAUGCCGCCAUCCUCUGGUCAGCCCAGUGUUGGGGGACAAGUUAGUGGACAUGUGAUGCCGCCAUCCUCUGAUCAGCCCAGUGUUGGGGGACAAGUUAGUGGUAAGGAGCAUCGCACUCCUCAACAGUCAGCUGAAAUGAACCCAAUGUUUUUAGGACAUGUGAGGCCGCCAUCCCCUGAUCAGCCCAGUGAUGGGAGACAAGUUAGUGCACAUGUGAUGCCGCCAUUCCCUGGUCAGCCCGAUGCUAGGGGACACGCUAGUGGACAUGUGAGGCCGCCAUCCCCUAGUCAGCCCAGUGAUGGGGGACACGUUAGUGGACAUGUGAUGCCGCCAUCCUCUGGUCAGCCCAGUGUUGGGGGACACGCUAGUGGUAAGGAGCAUUUCACUCCUCAACAGUCAGCUGAAAUGAAAUCAAUGUUUUUAGGACAUGUGAUGCCGCCAUCCUCUGGCCAGCCCGAUGUUAGGGGACACGCUAGUGGACAUGUGAUGCCGCCAUCCUCUGGUCAGCCCAGUGUUGGGGGACAAGCUAGUGGACAUGUGAUGCCGCCAUCCUCUGGUCAGCCCAGUGUUGGGGGACAAGUUAGUGGACAUGUGAUGCCGCCAUUCCCUGGUCAGCCCGAUGUUAGGGGACACGCUAGUGGACAUGUGACGCCGCCAUCCUCUGGUCAGCCCGAUGUUAAUGGACACGCUAGUGGACAUGUGAGGCCGCCAUCCUCUGGUCAGCCCAGUGUUGGGGGACACGUUAGUGGACAUGUGAUGCCGCCAUCCUCUGGUCAGCCCAGUGAUGGGAGACAAGUUAGUGGACAUGUGAUGCCGCCAUCCUCUGGUCAGCCCGAUGUUAAUGGACACGCUAGUGGACAUGUGAUGCCGCCAUCCCCUGGUCAGCCCGAUGUUAAUGGACACGCUAGCGGUAAGGAGUAUCCCACUCCUCAACAGACAUGUGAGGCCGCCAUCCCUUGUCCUGGUCAGCCCGAUGUUAAUGGACACGCUAGUGGUAAGGAGUAUCCCACUCCUCAACAGUCAGCUGAAAUGAACCCAAAGUUUUUAGGACAUGUGAGGCCGCCAUCCCCUGGUCAGCCCAGUGUUGGGGGACAAGUUAGUGGACAUGUGACGCCGCCAUCCUCUGGUCAGCCCGAUGUUAAUGGAGACGCUAGCGGAAAUGUGACGCCUCCAUCCUCUGGUCAGCCCAGUGCUGGGGGACACGCUAGUGGACAUGUGAUGCCGCCAUUCCCUGGACAUGUGAGGCCGCCAUCCUCUGGUCAGCCAGAUGUUAGGGGACACGCUAGUGGACAUGUGACGCCUCCAUCCUCUGGUCAGCCCAGUGUUGGGGGACACGCUAGUGGACAUGUGAUGCCGCCAUCCUCUGAUCAGCCCAGUGUUGGGGGACACGCUAGCGGACAUGUGAUGCCUCCAUCCUCUGGUCAGCCCAGUGUUGGGGGACAAGUUAGUGGUAAGGAGCAUCGCACUCCUCAACAGUCAGCUGAAAUGAACCCAAAGUUUUUAGGACAUGUGAUGCCGCCAUUGCCUGGUCAGCCAGAUGUUAGGGGACACGCUAGUGGACAUGUGAUGCCGCCAUUCCCUGGUCAGCCCGAUGUUAGGGGACACGCUAGUGGACAUGUGAUGCCGCCAUUCCCUGGUCAGCCAGAUGUUAGGGGACACGCUAGUGGACAUGUGACGCCUCCAUCCUCUGGUCAGCCAGAUGUUAGGGGACACGCUAGUGGACAUGUGACGCCUCCAUCCUCUGGUCAGCCCAGUGUUGGGGGACACGCUAGUGGACAUGUGAUGCCGCCAUCCUCUGAUCAGCCCAGUGUUGGGGGACACGCUAGCGGUAAGGAGUAUCCCACUCCUCAACAGUCACCUGAAAUAAACCCAAUGUUUUUAGGACAUGUGAUGCCUCCAUCCUCUGGUCAGCCCAGUGUUGGGGGACAAGUUAGUGGACAUGUGAUGCCGCCAUCCCCUGGUCAGCCCGAUGUUAAUGGACACGCUAGCGGUAAGGAGUAUCCCACUCCUCAACAGUCAGCUGAAAUGAACCCAAAGUUUUUAGGACAUGUGAGGCCGCCAUCCCCUGGUCAGCCCGAUGUUAAUGGACACGCUAGCGGACAUGUGAUGCCGCCAUCCCCUGGUCAGCCCGAUGUUAAUGGACACGCUAGCGGUAAGGAGUAUCCCACUCCUCAACAGUCAGCUGAAAUAAACCCAAUGUUUUUAGGACAUGUGAGGCCGCCAUCCUCUGGUCAGCCCAGUGUUGGGGGACAAGUUAAUGGACAUGUGAUGCCGCCAUCCUCUGAUCAGCCCAGUGUUGGGGGACAAGUUAGUGGUAAGGAGCAUCGCACUCCUCAACAGUCAGCUGAAAUGAACCCAAAGUUUUUAGGACAUGUGAUGCCGCCAUUCCCUGGUCAGCCAGAUGUUAGGGGACACGCUAGUGGACAUGUGACGCCUCCAUCCUCUGGUCAGCCAAAUGUUGGGGGACACGCUAGUGGUAAGGAGUAUCUCACUCCUCAACAGUCAGCUGAAAUGAACCCAAUGUUUUUAGGACAUGUGAGGCCGCCAUCCUCUGAUCAGCCCAGUGUUGGGGGACAAGUUAGUGGACAUGUGAUGCCGCCAUCCUCUGGUCAGCCCAGUGUUGGGGGACAAGUUAGUGGACAUGUGACGCCGCCAUCCUCUGGUCAGCCCGAUGUUAAUGGAGACGCUAGCGGAAAUGUGACGCCUCCAUCCUCUGGUCAGCCCAGUGUUGGGGGACACGCUAGUGGACAUGUGACGCCGCCAUCCUCUGGUCAGCCCGAUGUUAAUGGAGACGCUAGCGGAAAUGUGACGCCUCCAUCCUCUGGUCAGCCCAGUGUUGGGGGACAAGUUAGUGGUAAGGAGCAUCGCACUCCUCAACAGUCAGCUGAAAUAAACCCAAUGUUUUUAGGACAUGUGAUGCCGCCAUCCUCUGAUCAGCCCAGUGUUGGGGGACACGCUAGUGGACAUGUGAUGCCGCCAUUCCCUGGUCAGCCCGAUGUUAGGGGACACGCUAGUGGACAUGUGAUGCCGCCAUUCCCUGGUCAGCCAGAUGUUAGGGGACACGCUAGUGGACAUGUGACGCCUCCAUCCUCUGGUCAGCCAGAUGUUAGGGGACACGCUAGUGGACAUGUGAUGCCGCCAUCCCCUGAUCAGCCCAGUGAUGGGAGACAAGUUAGUGGACAUGUGAUGCCUCCAUCCUCUGGUCAGCCCAGUGUUGGGGGACAAGUUAGUGGUAAGGAGCAUCGCACUCCUCAACAGUCAGCUGAAAUGAACCCAAAGUUUUUAGGACAUGUGAUGCCGCCAUUCCCUGGUCAGCCAGAUGUUAGGGGACACGCUAGUGGACAUGUGACGCCUCCAUCCUCUGGUCAGCCAAAUGUUGGGGGACACGCUAGUGGACAUGUGAUGCCUCCAUCCUCUGGUCAGCCCAGUGUUGGGGGACAAGUUAGUGGUAAGGAGCAUCGCACUCCUCAACAGUCAGCUGAAAUGAACCCAAAGUUUUUAGGACAUGUGAUGCCGCCAUUCCCUGGACAUGUGACGCCUCCAUCCUCUGGUCAGCCAAAUGUUGGGGGACACGCUAGUGGUAAGGAGUAUCUCACUCCUCAACAGUCAGCUGAAAUGAACCCAAUGUUUUUAGGACAUGUGAGGCCGCCAUCCUCUGGUCAGCCCAGUGUUGGGGGACACGCUAGUGGACAUGUGAGGCCGCCAUCCUCUGAUCAGCCCGAUGUUAGGGGACACGCUAGUGGACAUGUGAUGCCGCCAUUCCCUGGUCAGCCAGAUGUUAGGGGACACGCUAGUGGACAUGUGAUGCCGCUAUCCUCUGAUCAGCCCAGUGUUGGGGGACACGCUAGUGGACAUGUGAUGCCGCCAUCCUCUGGUCAGCCCAGUGUUGGGGGACAAGUUAGUGGUAAGGAGCAUCGCACUCCUCAACAGUCAGCUGAAAUAAACCCAAUGUUUUUAGGACAUGUGAUGCCGCCAUCCUCUGAUCAGCCCAGUGUUGGGGGACACGCUAGUGGACACGUGAGGCCGCCAUCCUCUGGUCAACCAAAUGUUGGGGGACACGCUAGUGGACAUGUGAUGUCGCCAUCCCCUGGUCAGCCCGAUGUUAGGGGACACGCUAGUGGACAUGUGAUGCCUCCAUCCUCUGGUCAGCCCAGUGUUGGGGGACAAGUUAGUGGUAAGGAGCAUCGCACUCCUCAACAGUCAGCUGAAAUGAACCCAAAGUUUUUAGGACAUGUGAUGCCGCCAUUCCCUGGUCAGCCAGAUGUUAGGGGACACGCUAGUGGACAUGUGACGCCUCCAUCCUCUGGUCAGCCAAAUGUUGGGGGACACGCUAGUGGUAAGGAGUAUCUCACUCCUCAACAGUCAGCUGAAAUGAACCCAAUGUUUUUAGGACAUGUGACGCCUCCAUCCUCUGGUCAGCCAAAUGUUGGGGGACACGCUAGUGGACAUGUGAGGCCGCCAUCCUCUGAUCAGCCCAGUGUUGGGGGACAAGUUAGUGGUAAGGAGCAUCGCACUCCUCAACAGUCAGCUGAAAUAAACCCAUUGUUUUUAGGACAUGUGAUGCCGCCAUCCUCUGAUCAGCCCAGUGUUGGGGGACACGCUAGUGGACAUGUGAUGCCGCCAUCCUCUGGUCAGCCCAGUGUUGGGGGACACGCCAGUGGACAUGUGAUGCCGCCAUCCUCUGAUCAGCCCAGUGUUGGGGGACACGCUAGUGGACAUGUGAUGCCGCCAUUCCCUGAUCAGCCCAGUGAUGGGAGACAAGUUAGUGGACAUGUGACGCCUCCAUCCUCUGAUCAGCCCAGUGUUGGGGGACACGCUAGCGGUAAGGAGUAUCCCACUCCUCAACAGUCACCUGAAAUAAACCCAAUGUUUUUAGGACAUGUGAUGCCUCCAUCCUCUGGUCAGCCCAGUGAUGGGAGACAAGUUAGUGGACAUGUGACGCCUCCAUCCUCUGGUCAGCCCAGUGUUGGAGGAGAAGGACAUGUGACGCCUCCAUCCUCUGGUCAGCCCAGUGUUGGAGGAGAAGGACACGUGAGGCCGCCAUCCUCUGGUCAACCAAAUGUUGGGGGACACGCUAGUGGUAAGGAGCAUCCCACUCCUCAACAGUCACCUGAAAUAAACCCAAUGUUUUUAGGACAUGUGAUGCCGCCAUCCUCUGAUCAGCCCAGUGAUGGGAGACAAGUUAGUGGAAAUGUGACGCCUCCAUCCUCUGGUCAGCCCAGUGUUGGGGGACACGCCAGUGGACAUGUGAUGCCGCCAUCCUCUGGUCAGCCCAGUGUUGGGGGACACGCUAGUGGUAAGGAGUAUCCGACUCCUCAACAGUCAGCUGAAAUGAACUCAAAGUUUUUAGGACAUGUGAGGCCGCCAUCCUCUGGUCAACCCAGUGUUGGGGGAGAAGAUAGUGGACAUGUGAUGUCGCCAUUCCCUGGUCAGCCCAGUGUUGGAGGAGAAGGUAGUGGACAUGUGAUGCCGCCAUCCCCUGGUCAGCCCGACGUUAAUGGACACGCUAGCGGACAUGUGAUGCCUCCAUCCUCUGAACAGCCCAGUGUUGGGGGAGAAGACAGUGGUAAGGAGUAUCUCACUUCUCAACAGUCAGCUGAAAUGAACCCAAAGUUUUUAGGACAUGUGAGGCCGCCAUCCUCUGGUCAACCCAGUGUUGGGGGAGAAGAUAGUGGACAUGUGAUGCCGCCAUCCUCUGCUCAGCCCAGUGUUGUGGGACAAGGAACAGGCAAGGGAUAUGUGACAGCGCCAUCCCCUGGUCAGCUCAGUGUUGGGGAACAAGUUAGUGUUAAGGGGUGUUUCACUCCUCAACUGUCCCCUGAAAUAAACACCAAAUUCUAUGGACAUGAGAAGUCUAGUUAG